GGUGUUUAUCUUUAUAGCUAGAGUAAUCGUAUUUGUAUAGAUGAUAGGGCAUGUGUGAAAACUGUCCUCUGCAGAUUCCUCUGCCAUUCAAAAGCUUUGUGAUUUUAAUCACGGACCUGUAAUCAUCAUCAUGUCAUUAUAGAAGCCAGUUUGAUUUUCUCAGCUUUCAAAAUGAUCAAACCCAAGAUCUUAAAAGCUCUAAAUACCAAAGUACCCAUUAGGGUUUUCUUCCUUUGUUUUAGUUCAUCAACUGGAAAGUACAUCAGUAGUCUUCUUCCCAGUAUGUUACACUAAAUUGCUCCUUAUGUGUAUACUGUUCCCAGGGGACCAUGUUUCUCAGUAUUGACCCUAUACAUGCAAAUAAUUUUGUAGAGGAAAAUGCUGUAUUCAGUACUCUAAAAUCCAACACAAUGGAAAGAACUCAAAAGAUAUAUGCUCUUAGUCAUGUGUCAGAUAUGUCAUAAUCACUGUGCUACAUUUAUGUUCAAGCUGAUGCCAUUUUCUCUCUUGGAUAAAUAGUAAUGCUUCACAGGAAUCUUUAUUCAACCCUAUACAGAAGAGAACUUGGAAUGCCAGAUACCUAGGAGUAGGAUUUCAGAGUCAUACAACUCCAUGCUGACCUUUUUGAGGAACUGUCAAACUGUUUUCCAAAGUAGCUGCAUCAUUUUGCAUUCUUCAUCGCUAGUGUCUGAGGUUUCCAAUUUCUCUACAUCCUGUUGUCACUUUUGUCCAUCUUUUUUAUUAUUAUCCUUUCUGUUGCUGAUUGUUGGAGGUUCUUUUGGUCUUCGUGAGUUUUCACAAAUCCGCUAUGAUGCUGUGAAGGUUAAACUUGAUCCUGAAUUGGAAAAAAAACUGAAAAUGAGUAAGAUAUCUUUAGAGUCAGAGUAUGAGAAGAUAAAGGACUCCACUUUUGAAGACUGGAAGAAUAUUAGAGGCCCAAGGCCUUGGGAAGAUCCUGAUCUCCUCCAAGGACGAAAUCCAGAAAUCCUUAAGACUAAAACAACCUGACU
Castor canadensis (American beaver) is the source of this 1010-nucleotide messenger RNA. RefSeq names its product cytochrome c oxidase assembly factor COX16 (gene Cox16). The record is from RefSeq and is a predicted model, not a curated record. Gene Ontology annotation, biological process: mitochondrial respiratory chain complex IV assembly. Lineage: Eukaryota; Metazoa; Chordata; Mammalia; Rodentia; Castoridae. Gene Ontology annotation, cellular component: mitochondrial inner membrane.